AGUUAAAAAUAAAUUAAGAAAGAAUAAAAAAGAAGAAACAAAAAGAAAGAGAAUAGAAGACUCAAGAGUGAAAUUGUAGUAAGUGGAAUGAGAGAGAAAAACAAAUAAAAAAGGAGAAAGAAGCUGAAUUCUGACACAGCCCACCACCCCAUUGACUACCGCCACGCCACCCCUGUUUGGCCGGAGCAGCCGCCUCUCUGCUACUGGUCCAACCCUCUAUUAUACUUCUUACACCGUCUCUAAUCUCUUUUGGAUCUUUCCAUCUUAAUUUUUUUUUUUUGUCCCCCCACUUAUUAAUCUUAGCGAUAAUAUACAUAUAUAUUUAUUUUAUUUAUGUUGCGGCUUCAUGGGUAGAAAAAAAGAGUGAGAUUUAGUAAAAUCUUUCUCGAGUUGGCUCUUUCAUGAUGUAUUUGGUGUUCUGAUUAAGAAACUGAACUGGGGUUCUUUAAUUCUUGCUUCAUGUUUCCUCUGGGUUGGUGUGAGAUGGGACUGAACCUGAACUGAACCAUUUGUUUAUAAUUAACUGUACUUUCACUGAACCAAAAUCCAUUUCCCCUUUAACUCUCUAAUAUUUCUGCGUAUCAGAUUGAGACCUCUCCUCUGCCGACUUUGCCCACGCCCGACACCCGUACAGCACUCCCUCUUUAGUCAAUACCCUCUCACUGUUGAUAUUAUCUUAUAUUGCAUCUGUGUAUGUGUUUUUCUGAGAAUCUAGAGAGAUUUUGAAGUAUAGAUUGUUAUUUUGGUGUUUAGUUGAAAGUUUCCAUAAUUGAGAGGCCUUGGUUUUGGUUUUGUUGUGGGUAGGUAAGUGGGUAUUAGAGAUCGCAUGCAAACUAUCGCCGUUGAUUUGCAGUUUGUGCAGAUUCUCAAGACACGUUGAGUUCACCUAUACCUCUAUAUCUGAAACGCCCCUUCUCCACUUUCAUUUCUAAACCAAAACCUGCAUGCAGCAAACCCACAGAUAGAGAAAAAUUCACUCUUGAUUUUCCAAAAGAUGCAGCAGCAAGAUAGAGGAGGGAGUGAAGAAAAGAAGCCGGCACAAAAUCAGCAAGAUCGGAGAUUGAAGGUGAUGCAAGGAGAGACUUCACAACAACAACUGCAGCAGCAGCCCCAAAAGUGUCCUCGUUGUGAGUCUCUAAAUACAAAGUUUUGUUAUUACAAUAAUUACAGUCUCUCUCAGCCUCGUUAUUUCUGCAAGACUUGUAGAAGGUACUGGACUCAAGGUGGAACCCUAAGGAACGUUCCUGUGGGAGGAGGUUGCAGGAAAGGAAAACGUACAAAAACCUCCUCUUCCGGUGAAAAUUCAAGAUCUUCUCACCCACACCCAUCUCCGCCUUCUCAAAAUAUUCUCUCUUCCGGCUCGGUUGUUGCCAGAAGUGCUAAAGAAUCUGGUAAUAAUUUGGCUACGCCGCCUUCAAUUUCUUCCAUGGGACCUUACUUUCCGAGUGGUGGUUUCUUGUCUUCUUUAGCAGCAAUUCAACCUUUGAAUCAACCACAAUCUUUUAAUCAGAAUCUGAGUCCAGCUCUUAGUGCUGGUGUUGGUGGUGGUGGUGGUGAUCAUAUGGGAGGGUCUUCAAAUUUGGGUCUUUUGCAGGGAUAUAGCGUCCCUUUUGUCCAGCAAACACAAUUUUACCAGAUUGGUAAUAGAGAGAAGAGUGUAAAUCCCAUUUAUCAUCCACCUGAAGGGAGCUUGAUUCACUCUGCAAGACCUGCAAGUUCUUCUCAACAUGAUUGGCAUCAAAGCUUCAUCAACAAUACUAACCCUAAUGUAUCUGAUACGGCUUUGUGGAGCAUCAGCACCAGCAGCAGUGCCCACACUAACGCCAACAGUAACAAUACUGGCUCUGUUUCUGGUUCUUUGAACCCGAAUCCGUGGGAUCAUCCAGGUUAUGGCCCUCCUUCCUGAUUAAACUAUCUUGCAGCUCUCUCAAAUCUCCAAAGAAUGGACAGGAGCAUAAGUUCUCUUGAGGAAUUUUUUGCAUUUUUAUACAGAGAAAAAAAAAAACCACAAAAUCUCUAUAAAGAUUUCACAUUUGGGUUAUAAACCUUACUUUGAGAUGUGUUUGUAUUCAUAUAUAUGGAAGAAGAAAAAUAGGAGAAAUGGCCUUUGUUUAUUAUAGAGAUUUUCUGGGUUGAAAAUUAGGAAGAUUAGGUUUGUUGUUUUUGAACUUCUGAUUAAAGUUAAUAAGGUGUAUGUUUGGUGAGCUUAAAUUUAUUUCUGCUUUUUAUUGUACAUGAAUAUUAAUUUUCGAUUAAAAAGAAAUUAGGGUUUUGUUU
This is a messenger RNA of Pistacia vera, 2277 nucleotides long. RefSeq names its product dof zinc finger protein DOF5.8-like. NCBI's taxonomy places the organism in Eukaryota, Viridiplantae, Streptophyta, Magnoliopsida, Sapindales, Anacardiaceae. The transcript has a single exon. The coding region runs from base 995 to 1906 and encodes 303 amino acids. Gene Ontology annotation, biological process: regulation of DNA-templated transcription. Gene Ontology annotation, molecular function: DNA binding; DNA-binding transcription factor activity. The record is from RefSeq and is a predicted model, not a curated record.